CUGGCUGAGAAGAAACGAAACUUAGGCUACUGUACUAGUAUUCCAGAGUGACGAUACUCAUCCUUUCGCUUCAUAUAGGGACGCCAACAGGUACUGUUGUUGUAAAUGUGUCAACUUCCGUAGGCUACUUUAUACUUCUGCUUAAUACAAACAAUUAUUGUACCUGGGGAGGGAACGGCGUAAUAUUAACACAUAUUAUAGCUGGGCAGGGAACGCGCAUGGUGUGACAGCAGGCCAGCACACAAGGUGUUCAUUAUCAGUGUGGCCACCUGAGCAUUGUUGCUUUAUGUGCUGGUGCAACUUUACAACUAUUGAAAUGAGCUCCAUUUUAACCAAACUACUUCAACUGGAGUGCCGCUUCACCUGGGAUUUGAGGCAAGAUGACAUGGAUAUUGAUAAUCUACAGACCAGGCUCAAGGACCAGAUUGAGUUAGGUCUCGGGAAAGAGGCAGGGGUUGCACGGACAUUCAGCAAUCUGGCCUACAUCAAAUACCUGAAGGGUUACCCAGAAGAGGCAAUGGCUAACUUGUUAAAGGCUGAGGAGCUCACGAGAGAGUACCAUGGUGAGGACUGUGAGAAACAUCUCAUUGUCCCCUAUGGAGACCUUUCCUGGUUACAUUACCAUGUGGGUGAUUACAUCAAGUGCCAGAGUUACUUAGAGAAACUGGAGGAGAUGAAAGAGAAGUUUCCAACUAGUUCCACAUCUGUCCUCCAUCCUGAGGUCUAUGGUGAGAAGGGUUGGACCUUCCUCAAGUUCUCCUAUAAAUACUAUGACAAAGCACUAGAAUGCUUCAAGAAAGCUCUGGAGCUGGAGUUUGAGGAGAGUGAGUCGAAUGCAGGUUACGCCAUUGCAUUGUAUCGUACAGAAAAAGAGCUCUCAAGUGUUAAUGACUCACCAGCUAUUAAACAACUGAGACGUGCCAUAGAGAUUAACCCACAAGACGCGGUCCUCAUGGUCCUUCUGGGCCUGAAACUGGCUGUCUAUAAAAUAUUUGGGGAGGCAGAGGAGUUGGUGGAGAAAGCUCUGGAAAUGUCCCCAGACUGUCCGCACGUGACACGUUAUGUAGGGAAGUUUCUCCGACAGCAGGGGCACGUUGACAAGUCCAUUGCUCUGUUGAACAGAGCACUAAAGCGUACAAGCCAGUCUGCCAUAAUACACCAUCAAUUGGCUCUCUGCUACAAGAGGAAAAAGAUCUCAGUAUGCAAGAGUGGAAGCUUCCAUGGUAAGGGGGCUGAGAUCCAGCAGCUACUCCGUAAGUGCAUUCAACAUCUGGAGAUGGCUACUUCACUGAAGCCUUCCUUCAUCUAUGCCAUGGCUGAGCUGGCACUGCUCUACGGAGAGGAUAAAGACAUCACCAAGGCAGAGGAACUGUUCAAGAAAACCUUUGAGAAAGCCCUAGCUAAGAAUGACAGUCUGCAGGUCGUCAACUUCAACUAUGGCCAGUUCCAGCAGUAUCACAACAAAUGUGAACCUCUGGCCAUCAAGCACUACACAGAAGGUUUGGAACUACAGAAAGACACUGCCGAUGGGAAGAGUUGUGCCCAGAAACUGAAGAUGAUCGCAGAGAGGCGCAUCUCCCAAGACCCCAUGGAUGGAGAGGCCUGUGGUAUUCUGGGGUUUGUCUAUAGAAUGCAGGGGAAGAAAGAACAGGCCGUACAGUGGUAUGAUAAGGCUGUUGUGCAUGAUUGCAAUGACAAAUACCUCUCUGCACUCUGUGAACUUCGCCUGUCUCUUCAGCAAUAAUACUCCGGAGUCAAACAUGAAUCUGCACUCUGUAAUCUAAUAAUAAAGCCUGAAAGUGUGCAUGCCUCCACUUAAAUCUUUGUUAGACUUAGUUUAAAUUCCCCCUGAUUCAAGAUUGAUAUGAUUUAGCAUAGUAACAAAAAAAAUGAACUUGAUUUAUGUUUGUGUGUGGAAAUAUGGUUUGGGUCAUUUGAAGAUAUAGUUAUGAAAUUAAAAUAUAUUAUUGUAUUCUACAUGCGCUUUUAGGUUUACAGGCAUUUACUGCACUUUUAACCACUAUUAAAGGACACCAAUAAUAAGAAGAGACUUGCUUGGGCCAAGAAACUCGAGCAAUGGAUAUUACCCCAGUGGAAAUCUAUCCUUUGGUCUAAUGAGUCCAAAUGAGAGAUUUUUGGUUCCAACCACAUUGUAUUUGUGAGACGCAGAGUAGGUGAAUGGAUGAUCUCUGCAUGUGUGGUUCUCACCGUGAAGCAUGGAGGAGGAGGUGUGAUGUGGUGUGGUGGUGCUUUGCUGGUGACACUGUCUGUGAUUUAUUUAGGAUUAAAGGCACACUUAACCAGCAUGGCUACAACAGUAUUCUGCAGUGAUACUCCAUCCCAUCUGGUUGGCAUUUGUUUUUCAAUAGAACAAUGACCCAACACACCUCCAGGCUGUGUAAGGGCUAUUUUACCAAGAAGGAGAGUGAUGUAGUGCUGCAUCAGAUGACCUGUCCUCCACAAUCACCCGACCUCAACCCAAUUGAGAUUGUUUGGGAUGAGUUGAAAGCAGCCAACAAUUGCUCAACAUAUUUGGGAACUCCUGGUGAAACUGGUUGAGAGAAUGCCAGGAGUGUGCAAAGCUGUCAUCAAGGCAAAGGGUGGCUACUUUGAAGAAUCUCAAAUAUAAAAUAUAUUUUGAUUUGCUUAUCACUUUUUUUGGUUACUACAUGUGUAUGUGUUAUUUCAUAUAUUUGAUGUCUUCAAAAUUAUUCUACAAUGUAGAAAAUUGUCAAAAUAAAGAAAAACCCUUGAAUGAGUAGGUGUGUCCAAACUUUUUAAUGUUACUGUAUAUAUAUCAUGUUUUAAAAAAACAUUGUUGGACAUAAAAGACUGUAAAAUCACCAGGAAAUCAACUGAAAGUCAUUUUAAUUGAUGAAAUCUAUUCCCAAGUAUUCCCACGCAUAGAGUGGCAUAUGUAUUUGUGUAAUCAUUUGUAUUGUAAUUAAGGUUCGAAAUGAUUCUGUUUGAGUCAAAUACUAUAUAUCUUUGGUCUUCCCUGACGAUCUGCUCAAGAAAAAAAAUGGCCUUCAGCUGUGAAUAGACUUUUACAAAGGAGCCAUCCUACGCUGGCCUUGGAUCAUGACUGCCCUCUCUUGUCAAAAUAAGUGGCGUAUCCCCGUCACCGUGCUGAUGACCAGGGAGCUGGAGAUGAGGGCAAAGCCACUGAGGAAGAAGGUGGCCGUGUAGGUGCCUGUGGUGUCAACCAGCCAGCCUGCAGAGGGAGGAGGAGGAGGAAUGAGGUUUUUAAAGGGCAAUCAACAUGUCCAAAAGAUCCAAGGAAGAUCUCCAUGGUGGAGAUGAGAGAAAGCAGUGUAUCCUGGAGAGUUGGGUGAGACUAACUAAAAUAGCCAAAACAUCACUACUUUCCUAUGUAAGAGGGGUUAAACAUCCCAAUCUAAGAGAAGCAGCAAAAACUGACCGAUGGGUUGACUGAGUUACACACUGCCAGUCAGCGGCUUGUGACUUUAUCAACUGAAGCAUACCGUAACUUUGCUGUGUGAUUGUAAAAAGCACAUUUACAUGACAUUGUCUUCAGUCUUAUAUCUGGAGUAUUUCUCCUGUCUUAUCCAGUGUCCUGUAUGAAAUUAAGUAUGCUCUCUCUAAUUCUCUCUCUCUCUCUCUCUCUCUCUCUCUCUCUCUCUCUCUCUCUCUCUCUCUCUCUCUCUCUCUUCUUUCUCUCGGAGGACCUGAGCCCUAGGACCAUGCCUCAGGACUACCUGGCCUGCCUGAUGACUCCUUGCUGUCCCCAAUACACCUGGUCGUACUGCUGCUCCAGUUUCAACUGUUCUGCCUGCUUCUAUAGAACCCUGACCUGUUCACCGGACGUGCUACCUUGUCCCGGACCUGCUGUUUUCAACUCUCUAGAGAUGGCAGGAGCGGUAGAGAUACUCUGAGUGAUCGGCUAUGAAAAGCCAACUGACAUUUACUCCUGAGGUGCUGACCUGUUGCACCCUCUACAACCACUGUGAUUAUUAUUAUUUGACCCUGCUGGUCAUCUAUGAACAUUUUAACAGCUUGGCCAUGUUCUGUUAUAAUCUCCACCCGGCACAGCCAGAAGAGGACUGGCCACCCCUCAUAGCCUGGUUCCUCUCUAGUUUUCUUCCUAGGUUUUGGCCUUUCUAGGGAGUUUUUCCUAGCCACUGUGCUUCUACGACUGCAUUGCUUGCUCUUUGGGGUUUAGGCUGGGUUUCUGUACAGCACUUUGUGACAUCAGCUGAUAUAAUAAGGGCUUUAUAAAUACAUUUGAUUGAUUGA
Messenger RNA from Oncorhynchus nerka (sockeye salmon), 4257 nucleotides. Its product is annotated as interferon-induced protein with tetratricopeptide repeats 5-like. The transcript has 4 exons. Gene Ontology annotation, molecular function: protein binding. Lineage: Eukaryota; Metazoa; Chordata; Actinopteri; Salmoniformes; Salmonidae. The record is from RefSeq and is a predicted model, not a curated record. Bases 287 to 1744 code for a protein of 485 amino acids. Gene Ontology annotation, cellular component: cytosol. Gene Ontology annotation, biological process: defense response to virus.